GAAAAUUAUUAAUGUUAUAAGCUAUCGUACGUGCGUCGGUGUAGUGAUUUAAACAUAAUUAAACAAGAUUAAUAUUGUGACACGAGUAAUCACAUAACCAACAUCUGCGAAAGAAGUAACAGCUGUGAUAAUUUGACGGUCUUAAUAGCGAAAUAAUCAUUUUUAUAUCGAUUACAACUGUUCGAUAUGCAGGAACAAGAUUGCUCGAUCGUUAUAAAUACGGGAAAGUUAUUUGAAUGGCUCGUUAAUAGAAGGCAUUGUAAACGGGAUUGGCAAGACAGCAUUCCAAUAAUAAGAGAAAAAAUCAAUAAUGCUUUAGAGACUAUACCCGAGAACAAAGAAUUAUCAGAAAUAUUACGUAGUUCAUAUAUAACAUAUUUUCACUGUCUAAGAAUCAGAAAGAUAUUAGACAGCGGUACAGGUAAUGGCAGAUUGAGCAGUUAUUUCAAUACCAAUGAUAAAACGAAACCUUGGCGAAAAAUUAUAUCCCUGUAUGAAAAGGACAAUGUCUAUCUGGCUGAGGCGGCUCAAAUGAUAAUAAACAAUCUUAAUUGUGAGAUACCAACAUUGAAGAAGCAGAUACAAAAUCUAGAACAAAAGAAAACUGAAUUCAAAGAGAAAGAAAUUGAAUAUAAAAGAUUAGAAAAUCUAUCAUUUACAGAAUACAAUAUUUGGUGUAUGCAAUUAGGAAUAACAGGAUUUUCUAAAAAAAUAAAAAGUGAAUUGAUCGAAAAGUUACGCGAAUUACCUGAUAUUUAUGAUAAGCUUGCCGAAAAAAUUAAAGCAUUAGAUAAUGUGGUUGAAUUUUAUAAUGCAUUUGUGGAAUUUACUCUUGGCCACCGACAUAAUGGAGGCUGCGUUCCAAUGAUUAAAUACAUUAUUGAUAAAGGAAAUACAACGACUUACGAAUGGACGUACGGAGAAUGUCCGUUACACAUAACCGAACCAAUUCUCAAUUAUAAUUUAUACAAUGAUGAUACAAGUCUUGAAGAAUGUCAAAUAGUAAAUGAUGACAAUAAAAUAGAUUACAGCGAUUUGAAUUUGGAUGCUGAAAUAAAUGUUGGCGAUGAGAAUCAAUUAGAUGGAGAAAUAGAUUGGAGUGGAAUCGAUGAAGAUCCAGUAGCAGCAGUUGAAGGAGAUUUUGAUAUUUCAUUAGAAGAAUCUGGCGUGUGUGUUGAGGAUAAAGGAAAUGACGAAGGACACGCAACUGGUGUUCAGGCACUCACAGUAUUAGAUAAUAUAGAGACAAGAAAUGAUUUCAUCAAUCAGCUAUUUGAAUUGGAGGCAUUUUUGAAAUUGCGAUUAUACGAGUUUAAAAGUAAUAGUAACAAAAAUAUUAUGGACAUUAGUCACUUGCAAGAAUCGCCUAUUCUUCAAGUUUCAACUAUAGAUAGUAUACAGAACAUGUUGGAUAAUGUUCAACUUAUACUUUCGGAAAUACUAUUUGAUCGUAAAUUAGAGCAUUUGCACAAUAUUAAACAUUAUCCAAAUUACGUUGACAUGUUUAUAGGAGUUUUCAAAAAUUGUAAGGAAACAGCUAAGAAAAUGCAACGGUUACAAUUGACAAUGCAAGAUCAGCUAACGAAAAUUACCAGCAAACUUAAUGAAAUUAAGUCACUGUUAAAAAUCGUAGUUGCAAAUACAAGAAAUUUAAAAAAUGAUAUUGAGAAAGAGAUUUCUAAAAUGUAUAAUAAUCGUAAUGUAUAUUUGACAGGUGCAAUAAAUACUUUAUAA
Molecule: messenger RNA, 1734 nt
Organism: Ceratosolen solmsi marchali
Lineage: Eukaryota; Metazoa; Arthropoda; Insecta; Hymenoptera; Agaonidae
Product: CDK5RAP3-like protein
Exons: 9
Coding region: 187-1734 (515 amino acids)
Biological process (GO): regulation of mitotic cell cycle
Cellular component (GO): endomembrane system
Source: RefSeq, a predicted model, not a curated record